GUUCAAAAGUCGUCAAACUCUCCUUAUAUACGUUACAGCUACACACCAUGAAGGUGUUUCUUUUACUCGCCGUACUUUUGUGUGCCCACGCGGAGGCCAAAUUAAUAAAGUAUCCAAAGAAUUAUGAAAAAUUAGCGAUUGAAGGCCGUGUAAUUGGUGGCAAGAAUGCCACUUUAGGUCAGGCGCCCUAUCAGGUGUCCUUACAAAGCUGGUACGGUUAUCAUUUCUGUGGCGGCGCCAUAAUCGACAAGAAUUGGAUCUUAACUGCCGCACACUGUCUCGCCAAUAAAUUUGCUGAUAAUAUAAUGGUCGUAACAGGAACCGUCGAAUGGGAGAAACCGAACGCCACUUACUAUGUGACAUCCUUUCAUCUGCACUGUCGUUACAACAAACCGACCAGUCACAAUGACAUCGCAUUGAUACGACUGAACUCAUCUAUUGUAUACAAUGACCGUACGCAACCCGUAGCAUUGCCAACACAACAGAUGAACGAGGGCGAUGAGGUCAAACUGACAGGUUGGGGUUCAACGGAACUGUAUGGAGAUACACCAGAUAAUCUGCAGAUUGUGUCUUUGAAAUAUUUACCACAUAAAAAAUGUAAAGAAAUGCAUAAUAAUGAUCCGGAAUUGGAUGUUGGACAUAUUUGCACAUUUACGAAGGUUGGCGAAGGCUCAUGUCAUGGUGAUUCGGGUGGCCCGUUGGUGAGCGCUGGAAAAUUGGUCGGCAUUGUUAAUUGGGGUAUGCCUUGCGCCAUCGGCUAUCCCGAUGCGCAUGCAAGCCCCUAUUUCUAUACGGAUUGGAUACGUCGCAUAAUGAGCGGUUCUACGAAGUGUUUUAGUUGAAUUAUUGAUAAAUGAAUUAUAUUAUUAUAAAAUAUAGUAAAAAUGUGAUACAAAUUCAAAAUACAAA
Zeugodacus cucurbitae (melon fly) is the source of this 909-nucleotide messenger RNA. RefSeq names its product chymotrypsin-1. Lineage: Eukaryota; Metazoa; Arthropoda; Insecta; Diptera; Tephritidae. The coding region runs from base 48 to 842 and encodes 264 amino acids. Gene Ontology annotation, molecular function: serine-type endopeptidase activity. Gene Ontology annotation, biological process: proteolysis. The record is from RefSeq and is a predicted model, not a curated record. The transcript has a single exon.